CUUCUCAACCAAUUCUAGUUCAGUGGAAACCUCCAAAAACAUGUUCUAUUCAAACACAUUUUUGGCGCGAAAAGGCCCUCUCUCAACGGUGUGGAUCGCCGCGCACCUCCAGCACCGCCUCAAAAAAUCGCAUUACGCCAUGACCGACAUCCCUUCCACCGUCCUGCGCAUCAUGGACCCUGGUGUUCCCAUCGCGCUCAGAAUGUCGGGGCACCUUCUCCUCGGCGUGGUUCGGAUAUACUCCAAGAAAGUGGAAUACUUUUUCCAAGAUUGCAAAGAAGCCUUGACGGGUCUCCACAAAGCCUUAGAUAAUCUCAAAACUACUCAUCAAGAAGAAGCUAGGCCUGUGCCGUUUAGUAUCAUCACUCUGCCGGAAACCUUUGACCUUGAUGCCCAGAACAUAGACCUCCAAUUAGAUCAUGAUAGGGGUGAGGAUCUUCACUUGAGGAAUCCAGAAGAUAUUACGAUAACAGAUCAAGUUCCUGUCACAGCAGAUUAUUAUGUGACUGUAUCUUUUGAUGAGGAUAUAAUGAUGGAUUCUUCACAUACAGAAGUGCUACCUGAUUCUGGAACUAUACUAACAGAAGUGUCACCUGAUUCUGGAGCUAUACUAACAGAAGUGCUACCUGAUUCUGUAGCUAUACCAAUGGAAAACAUUAUUGCUCAAUCUCCACCAAUGAAUGUCAUGGGUGCUAAAGAUCAUGGUCCAAGUACCCACGAAAAAUCGCCAACUAUCCAGCAUAGUGAUGGGUUGGGACCCAAUGUUCAUAGUGUUCCACACGCAACCCCAGUUGGAUCAGUGGAACGUAUUCGGGGUCCCUACAAUGAUAUUAAUCCAGAAAAAUCUCCAUUAUUUUCAAAUCUUGGGGCUAAUGAUUCUGAAUCAAACAGAAAUCAUGACCAAACUGUGAAUGAAAAUGAUCAUGUUUCUGAAACGUUUUGUGAUUUGGUUCCUGAAGGGAUUCCUGUACCAUCUCAGCUACAUUUUAAUCCACCUACUCCACCAACCUCUCAAGGGGGCACCUCCAAUGCACAAAUUCAUGAUGAGAAUAAUUUCCCCCCUUUUGAGCUUGAUAAAAGUCCACCCAUACAGCAGCCGCAGCGGAGAACAAGAAAAAGAAAACAAUUCUUCGAUGAAUCCAUAGUGUUAACAAAUGGAUUCAUGAGGAAGGCACUUAAUAACCCUCGUAAUAUACUGCGGAAAAGAAAGGAUCUUCCUUCCUCUAGUUUGGGUAGAUGGAAAUUGAACAAUAGUCGAAGAAAAGAACACAUUUUUGACCAGCCCUUGUUAACUGGGGUUUGCAAGGAUCUUAUGGACAUAUCCAAAAGUGAAUAUGUACGUUCAAGACCCCAUUUGGUGAUCUUUGAGGAAGAUCAUGCAGAUGCUAGUAUGGCUGAAAUUCUUUCUCCAACUAACCAACCCCCUGAAGAGCCAAUAGCUGCUACUAUUGAAUCCCUUGAAGAGCCAAUGGCCGCUACUAACCAACCCUUUGAAGGGCUAAUAGCUCCUAUUGACCAAACCUCUGAAGUGCCAAUACCUGAUACAUCUCCUGUUGAUGCAUUUGAUAUGGAAAUUGAGCAGACACUACAUUCAGCAGUGUCACCUAGUGCUUAUGGAUUGGAGACAAUGCAAACACCGGAUUCAGAUGCUUAUCACUCGACCGAUUCUGCUAAAACAGAUGUAAGUUUAAGGUUUUGUUACAAAUGCUUUCAUAUAGUCUCUCUUGAUUAA
Cajanus cajan (pigeon pea) is the source of this 1732-nucleotide messenger RNA. NCBI's taxonomy places the organism in Eukaryota, Viridiplantae, Streptophyta, Magnoliopsida, Fabales, Fabaceae. The record is from RefSeq and is a predicted model, not a curated record.